UUAAUGUUAUGGAACAACAAGUAAAACGUGGCCAUCAGAUGGAUAUUUUAUGUAUUGCUGGUACUUAUGAAGUCUUUUGUGGUCAUGUGUAUACAAAUGAAAUUAGAAUUUAUUUAAUGGAAAUGCAGGUGGUGUAUAGGUUGCACCUUUUAAAAAGGUUAGAACUGCCAACCCAAUUUUCACCAUAUAGACAACUUAGAUCAGUACUUUUGUGGGCAUGGAAUCUAAAAGGCAUGAUUAGAAAUCUUUGGUAUAAUAAAAUAAAUAUUGAUAUAGAUGUUUCCUCAACACUUUCAAAAAGCACUAAUCAUAAAAUGCCAACACCACAAAGAGCAAAAAAAAAAUAA
Messenger RNA from Entrophospora candida, 347 nucleotides. The record is from the annotation of a GenBank genome assembly. NCBI's taxonomy places the organism in Eukaryota, Fungi, Glomeromycota, Glomeromycetes, Entrophosporales, Entrophosporaceae.